Messenger RNA from Trifolium pratense (red clover), 3797 nucleotides. Its product is annotated as peptidyl-prolyl cis-trans isomerase CYP95-like. Bases 1288 to 3501 code for a protein of 737 amino acids. The record is from RefSeq and is a predicted model, not a curated record. Gene Ontology annotation, molecular function: peptidyl-prolyl cis-trans isomerase activity. The transcript has 14 exons. NCBI's taxonomy places the organism in Eukaryota, Viridiplantae, Streptophyta, Magnoliopsida, Fabales, Fabaceae. Gene Ontology annotation, biological process: protein peptidyl-prolyl isomerization.
AACCUCUCUUCCCCUAAAACGCAUGUCGUUUCUUCACUCUUCUAUUUCUUCAAUCCAUGCUCGCAUUUUUUCUCUCUUCUCUUCGUACUCGUUCCAUCCUCUUCUAGGGUUUUAGGUUUACACUUCAACUUCGAUGCAUUUUCUUUCUUUCAAUCUUUGUUUUUCUGUUACAAUUUCGUUUCGUUUUUAUACUCCUCGCUGAUCUGAUUUCUUUCAUUCAAUUCAAGAUUAUUGUGGAUUUGCGCAAACAAACUGUUAUACUGAGAAAUUUUGAAUUGAUAAUUUGUGUUGUUCAUUUCAUGUGAUUUUUGUGUUGUUCAUUUCGUUUUGUUCCUUUUUUUUUGUUAGUUAGGGUUUUUGAAUUUAUAACUGUGAAAUUGUGGGUGAGGAACUGAGGGGGAAAACUAGUUCUCAUUAUUCUUUGUAUUGUAUGAAUGGAAUCUUGAUUGACACUUACAAUGCACUUUGGUAUUUAGGGUAUGUUUGGAUUAACUUAUUUGAGCUUAUCUACUGUCAUAAGUUUUGUGAGAUUGUUUGGGAGGAGAACUGACGAAAAUAGCUUAUGAAAUUGUUCAUAAGCUGUUUUCAGAAGUUCUCAAAAAUAGAUUAUAAAAACAGCUUAUAGUUAUAACUUAUACAGAUUUUUUUUUCCUCUUCAUUUUAUCUUUUGCUAUAGACAGCAAAUAAGCUGUUUAUCCAAACAGGGCCUUAUACCAGAUGUGUCUAACUGAUUCAAUAAGUUCGUUACAAGGCAGAUUUUGUUACAGUUGUAUCAUUGUAUGUCUUAUAGAGCUUAUCUCUGUAGUCUAUUACAUAGUAGCAGAUUGACUGCGGUACAAGUAUAGUUGCAUGUGAUAUUUGUGUUGCCCAUUUCAAUUUAUCCCUUUUUUUGUUGUUGUUAGUUUAGGGUAUUUGAAUUGAUAACUGUUUGUCUUAACGAAGGAAUUUAGUAUUGCGGGUGUAUAGUAGGAUAUUGAUUGUGCUGCAAAAAAUGCAAUUUGUAGUUGGGAUUCUUUCUAAUUGCUUGUCAUAUUUGUGUUGCUCAUGUGAUUUGAUUUUAUCCUUUUUUGUUAGUUUAAGGUUUUUGAAUUGAGCACUGUAACUGUUAGUGUCUUAACAACUGAUUGUACUGCAAAUACAAGGAUGUAAUUCAGUAAGGCUAAUUGUAGCUAUUUGUGCACUGUAAAUGUUAAUUUAGGAAUUCAGCAAGACUAAUUGUAGUUAUAACUUGUGAGGUCAACGUGAAUUCAGUAAUCAGUUUGUGGUUUUAGAUCAGUAAGACACACUAUGGCAAAGAAGAAGAACCCCAUGGUGUUUAUGAAUGUGUCUAUAGAUGGGGAUCCGGGUGAAACAAUGGUUUUUGAGCUUUUCUAUGAUGUUGCUCCAAAGACUGCUGAAAAUUUCCGUGCACUGUGUACUGGAGAAAGAGGAGUCAGCCCCAAUACUGGAAAAGCACUGCACUAUAAGGGUUCUUUCUUCCAUCAGAUUGUAAAAGGCUCUAUUGUUAGGGGUGGUGAUUUUAUCAAUCGAAAUGGGACUGGUGGUGAAAGCAUAUACCCCAAGUUCCCAGACGAGUCUCCUAGGCUAAAGCAUGAUUCUCCUGGCCUUCUAUCCAUGGCAAUUGCUGACCGUGACACCCUCGGUUCACAUUUUAUCAUCACUUUGAAAGCUGAUCACCAUCUUGAUAGGAAGUAUGUGGUUUUUGGCAAGCUUGUGCAAGGUUAUGAUAUCUUGAAGAAAAUUGAAGAUGUAGGCGAUGAAGAAGGACUCCCAACCGUAACUGUUAAAAUAAUUAAUUGUGGUGAACUUAAUGAGGAUACAAAGAAGACACACAAGUUAAAAAUUGGAAGGAACAGAUCUUCUGAAAGGAAGGGAAAGCAUAAAAAAUCUUCAGGAGACAGAAGGAAAAAGAGAAAACAUUACUCAUCAGAAUCAGAUAGUUCCUCAGAUUCCGACAUUGAAUCUUCAUCAAGUGAAUCUUCAUUAAGUGAGAGUGACUCUGACUCAGAUGUGUCCUCGUCAUCUUACACAAGCUCAUCUAGUGAUGACAGGCGGAGGAAAAGAAAGAGAUCUAGGAAAGAUAAACGUAGACAUGGAAAAAGGAGAGAUAAACGUCGAGAAAAGCGGCGAAGAAAACAAGAUAAGAGAUCAAAACGUAAAUCAAGGAGGGAAUCAAGCAGUCGUACUGAUGCAGAUAUUGCAAGUAAGAUUGACGAUAGCUCCAAUGGCAAAGGUCUUGAUACUCAAGGGAUAAUUCCGAAGCAUAAAGAUCAUUCUCAGAGAGAUGCUGAAGUCCAGUCAUCUUCAGUUUUGGAGAAAGAAUUGCCUCCCAUGAGUCAUAAAAGGAGGGAGGGGGAUGACAUGCUAGGGGAGGAAGAAUUCCCAAAAGAAAACGGAGCGCAGCAUAGCAACGGCAUUGGGGUCAACUAUAGACCUGACAGAAGUGAAGAGAGGCAGCCUGAUGUGAUGGAUGAUAAUCCAGGAAAAUCUAGGAGUCGAAGCAUGAGCCCUAAGCAAACUGUGAGCAAGAGUAUGAGUAUUAGUCCCAAGUGUGUGUGCAAAAGCCCAAGCAUUAGUCCAAAAGGGAGGUUGAGCAGAAGUCCAAGUGGUAGUAAGAGCCCACAUGCUCCAUCACGGAGGAGUUUGAGCAGGAGUCCUGUUAGAAGCAUCAGCAGAAGCCCUUUGAGAGGGAGGAAGGGGAGAAGUAUCAGUAGAAGCCCUAUAAGAACACACAUUCAUAGAAGUGUCAGCAAGAGCCCUGUGAGAAUGUCAAGAAAGAGCAUCAGCAGGAGUCCAAUUAGAUCGUCUGCUAGAAGCCUCAGCAGAAGUUCUGGCCGAGUUCCUUUGAGAAACAUUAGCCGAAGUCCUGUCAGAAUGGCAAACAGAGGCAAUCACCGCAGCUAUUCCAGGAGUCGUAGUCCUGUUCGUAGUAGGGAAAGGACAACUCGUGAGAGGAGUCUGUCAAGGAGUGUGUCACCUGAUGCUUCACCAAAACGUAUCAGGAGGGGAAGAGGUUUCAGUGAACAAUACUCUUAUGCUAGAAGAUACAGAACACCCUCUCAGUCUCCUGUGAGGUACCGCUAUAAUGGAAGGAAUGACCGGGACAGAUAUUCAGGAUACAGAAGGUACUCCCCUAGACGUUUUAGGAGCCCACCGCCACGAAGAAGAACUCCUCCACCAAGGUACCGAAGUAGGAGAAGCAGGACACCAUCUGUAUCACGCAGCCCACCUUACCGAGCACGUCGGUAUAGCCCAAGCCCCAGCCCCAGCCCCAGCCCAAGCCCCAGCCCAGUUCGCAACCGCUCACCUGCUCGUAAGGAUAGGCGCAUGUCAUUAUCUCCCAGCAGGAGUCCAUCUCGAUCCAGGUCCAGGUCUCCAGUGGAAUCACAGUCUCCAAAAAAGGCAAGCAGAGAUAGGUCAAGGUCUUCCUCUAGAAGCUCAGAUGGAAAGAAAGGCCUGGUCUCGUAUGGAAAUGGCUCUCCUGAUUCACUUGAUAGGUGAAAUACCAAAUUCAGACUGUUCAGCGAAGCAGUCACCUUAAAUGAGCUGGAGGCUUUAAUUUUUUUUUUUAACUUCACAUACAGCUUUAUCUGCUUGCUGAAAUUAGUGAAUGUUACAUAUUCUUCAUGAACCAAGCUUGGGAAUUUAUUUCCCAUCGUAGGUACUAGAAUAAGUUUGAGACUAUACAUGUCAUACUCUAAUGCAGUUUUAUUUCCCAACUAAUCCUAAUAUAGGUGUGUGAAGAUAUUCUUUAGUAUUUCUCUAUAUUAAAUGCUUAAUAUUAUGGGUUUUUUCCA